Molecule: messenger RNA, 2606 nt
Organism: Hevea brasiliensis (rubber tree)
Lineage: Eukaryota; Viridiplantae; Streptophyta; Magnoliopsida; Malpighiales; Euphorbiaceae
Product: glucomannan 4-beta-mannosyltransferase 9
Exons: 9
Coding region: 543-2141 (532 amino acids)
Cellular component (GO): Golgi apparatus
Molecular function (GO): mannan synthase activity
Source: RefSeq, a predicted model, not a curated record
UUUUUGCUUGCUCUGCUUUCAUUUCUCUGUUUUUCUUCACAUUUUAGAUUUUGCAUUGUUCUGCUUCUGUCUUUAUCUGCUAACAGGAGCAGAAAUAUUUACUUUUAUUGAACAAAAUCCAGAAAAAAGAAAAGCUGAGAAACAGGAGUUUACCUAUCAAUCUUUCAAUUCUUGAAUUUGUUUUUAUAAUGUACAUGUGUUCUUCAUAGAUUAAGGACUGCUUCUUCUUCUUCUUGCUUCUUCUUCUUCUUCUUCCUCUUUCUUUUGUCUGCUUCUUCAAAACAGUGGAUUUUUUUUAGGCAGUCCCUGACAUUCCAGCUCUGCGUCCAUUGCCUUGCGUAUACCAGAAGAAAAAAGAAAUAUUCUUGCUCUUUUGUCAAAGAAAGUCCUUUAAAUCAUAUUCAGAUCUCAUGGGUUUCUUUUGAAAUCUAUAAACAAUUAUCUUAUACUUCUGUUUCUAGCUUCCCUUUUCCUUUUUCUUUCCUCCUCUGCUUGUGCUCUAUUUUUCUCCUACUAUAACAGAAUAAGCUAGCUGUCCACAAAUGGAUCGGUUAACGACAGCAACAAUCAUUCCAGAUGCGUUUCAAGAUGCUAGAGAUGACGUAUCCAUGCAGUUUUCAAUAGUUUGGGAUCAGAUCAGAGCGCCAUUAAUUGUUCCUCUGCUAAGACUUGCAGUUGCCAUCUGCUUGAUCAUGUCCUUGAUGCUCUUCAUCGAAAGGGUGUAUAUGGGCAUUGUAAUUAUACUAGUGAAGCUUUUUGGUCGAAGACCAGAGAAACGCUACAAAUGGGAACCCAUAAAAGAUGAUGUUGAGAUGGGUAACUAUGGAUAUCCUAUGGUUCUGGUUCAAAUCCCAAUGUACAACGAACGAGAGGUUUACCAGCUUUCCAUUGGAGCUGCAUGUGGACUCUCUUGGCCUUCUGAUCGAAUCAUAAUUCAAGUCCUCGACGAUUCAACAGACCCAACCAUCAAGGACUUGGUGGAGCUAGAGUGCCAAAGGUGGGCAAGCAAAGGUGUAAAUAUGAAAUACGAGAUUAGAGAUAACAGAAACGGCUAUAAAGCUGGGGCAUUAAAAGAAGGAAUGAAGAAAAACUACGUGAAAAAUUGCGACUACGUAGCCAUCUUCGACGCAGAUUUCCAGCCAGAGCCUGAUUUUCUAUGGCGGACCAUUCCUUUCCUCGUUCACAAUCCAGAAUUGGCUUUGGUUCAGGCUCGUUGGAAAUUCGUGAAUUCUGAUGAGUGCUUGAUGACGAGAAUGCAAGAAAUGUCUUUGGAUUAUCAUUUCACAGUUGAGCAAGAAGUGGGCUCCUCUACCUAUGCCUUCUUUGGCUUCAAUGGGACAGCAGGGGUAUGGAGAAUUGGUGCACUUAAUGAAGCUGGAGGCUGGAAGGAUAGGACCACAGUGGAAGACAUGGAUCUUGCCGUUCGAGCUAGUCUCAAAGGCUGGAAAUUCUUGUACCUUGGCAAUCUUAAGGUGAAAAAUGAGCUGCCUAGUACAUUGAAGGCUUACCGCUACCAGCAGCAUCGGUGGUCUUGUGGUCCUGCUAACCUCUUCAGGAAAAUGUUUAUGGAGAUCAUAAGAAAUAAGAAAGUGACCUUGUGGAAGAAGGUGCAUGUUAUCUACAGCUUCUUCUUGGUGAGGAAGAUCGUUGCUCACAUCGUUACAUUCAUCUUCUACUGUGUCGUAUUGCCUGCAACUGUUUUAGUACCUGAAGUUGAAGUUCCAAAGUGGGGAGCUGUAUAUAUUCCUUCUAUCAUUACAAUUCUCAAUGCAGUUGGAACUCCAAGGUCACUCCACCUGUUGGUGUUCUGGAUCCUUUUUGAAAAUGUUAUGUCACUACACAGGACUAAGGCUACCUUCGUUGGCUUGCUAGAGUCUGGCAGAGUUAAUGAAUGGAUUGUCACUGAGAAAUUAGGAGAUGCUCUUAAAGCAAAAGCUGUCAAAGCACCCAAGAAACCCAGAUUUAAAUUCGGAGAAAGGCUCCACCUGCUAGAGCUUGGAACUGGAGCUUACCUCUUCUUCUGCGGCUGCUAUGAUCUUGCUUUUGGGAAAAACCACUACUUCAUAUACUUAUUUGUGCAAGCAAUUGCCUUCUUCAUCAUGGGGUUCGGAUACAUAGGCACCUUUGUCCCGCAUUCUUAACAAUGGACUGCGAGAGAGUAACAGAAAGUUGGUGCAGUUCUUUGUGCAAAUUCUUCAGUUUAUGCCUGUGAAUUGGUAUAUGACAUUCAAAGUGAAAAUUUUCUGGUAUUUUUAGCUUUGUGUAAAAAAGAAAAAAAAAAGGUCAUAUUCUUUUAGGUGGAGCAUAAAUAAUCGAGUGCAUGUCUCGGAGAGCUUCUAGUUUCCCUUGUGAAUAUCCAAAUACAUUUUAAGUAUAGAUCACAUUGUAAUGUUGUUUUUGGGAUACAGAUUGAGAGGAUCAUAAGGAGAGGGUGAAGAAUGCAGCUUCUGGGUUUGAAUGGCCCUCAAGCAGAUAGAUCAAACCAUCUUCUAAUGGAUUGUAAUUGUAAGAUUUUGUAGCUUGUUUUUUUUCCAUUGUUUUGUUGUGGUUGGCAUUGGUUUUGAAAGGAAUAAAAUUAUAGCAAUGGGAUAAAUUUCAUACUUGCA